Molecule: messenger RNA, 837 nt
Organism: Carica papaya (papaya)
Lineage: Eukaryota; Viridiplantae; Streptophyta; Magnoliopsida; Brassicales; Caricaceae
Product: myosin heavy chain-like protein
Source: RefSeq, a predicted model, not a curated record
UCCCAGAUGAUAAAGAUACUUUAAGGAAAGCACUCAGUACAAGUUUUGCAGCGAGAAAAGCCUGGAAAUGAUGUGCUCAAGCUUAGGAAAGGAGAAGGAAAUCAUAGCUUCAGAACUUGCCAGAAAGGUUCAGCAACUGAAUGGAAUGGAGGAACUUCUUGCUGAUCUUAAGGCACAAAAUGAGAUCUUGUUGGCUAAAGUACAAGCUUGUGCUUCCGAGCACAAGGAAAGGAGGUCCGCAGGAGAGACUCAAGGAAAUGCUGCCUUGCAAGAGCGAAACAAGGAACUUUCAGAACAACUUCUCAAAUCCCUUGAUGGCUAUAGAUCCCUCAAGAGGAAAUACAGAGAUGUUCAAGAAGAAAAUAAUGGCCUUCACAAUACAAUAGCAGAAAUUGAGGGGCAAGUGAAAGUCCAACUCGAAAGUAUAUGGGAACUGAAAGCCAGGAUGAACGAACAGACAGUGAAUCAUGAAGAGGAGAUUUCAGCAAUAGAGCAUGCAUUGGAGGACCUCACUUUCAAGACCUCUCAGCACCGCGAGAAGAAGGAUUGUUCAAGACCAUAGUCUGAUAUUAUCAAUGCCACUCAACCUUGUGUUCCUGCAAUCACGAGUCACUCAGAACAGAGGAGAAUCAGUAUGGAAUUGUUUAACUAGAGGGAAGCAGUUGUAGUAUGAAAACUAGAAGCGAUUAAUCCAAUUGACUAGUUAAGUUUCUUACCGCUGAAGUCCACUGUCUCCAAAUUCCGAAUACUUGUAUACUUCUAAGUUUUGUUUACAUUUCAAUCUCUUCUGAAAUGCAAGGAUUCAAGUCCUCUAGCCACUCCAACAUACAUUUUGUU